Macaca mulatta (Rhesus monkey) is the source of this 766-nucleotide messenger RNA. It is a transcript of the gene MRPS23, whose product is annotated as mitochondrial ribosomal protein S23. Lineage: Eukaryota; Metazoa; Chordata; Mammalia; Primates; Cercopithecidae. Gene Ontology annotation, cellular component: mitochondrion; ribosome. Gene Ontology annotation, biological process: translation. Gene Ontology annotation, molecular function: structural constituent of ribosome. The record is from RefSeq and is marked provisional.
CGCAGAUCAUGGCAGGCAGCCGGCUGGAAACCGUAGGGAGCGUCUUCUCGCGGACUCGGAACCUGAUUCGGGCCGGGGUGCUGAAGGAGAAACCUCUGUGGUUGGACAUAUAUAACGCCUUUCCCCCGCUGAGGGAGCCCGUCUUCCAAAGACCCCGAUUGCGAUAUGGCAAAGCCAAAGCUUCCAUCCAGGACAUCUGGUACCACGAGGAUCAGAUUAGAGCGAAGUUUUAUUCAGUGUAUGGGUCUGGUCAAAGAGCUUUUGAUCUGUUCAAUCCAAACUACAAGUCUACCUGUCAACGGUUUGUGGAGAAGUACACUGAGCUGCAGAAACUUGGAGAAACAGAUGAAGAGAAGUUAUUUGUGGAAACAGGGAAGGCUUUAUUGGCAGAAGGUGUCAUUUUAAGACGAGUUGGCGAAGCAAGGACUCAACAUGAAGGUAGUCACGAUUCCUGGAAAUCCGAACACUUGAGUGUCAGACCACAGACUGCGGUGGAAGAGAACGAGACUCAGAAAGAAGUUCCACAGGACCAGCAUUUGGAGGCACCUGCAGACCAGUUGAAAGGUCUCUCGCCUCCCUGAAGGACCUGUAUACUGUGUAUGCUGGCAUUCACGCUACUCACUGGCUGAAUGUUGAGCUAUUUUUAAACAGUUGAACUGUGUAAAUGUUUCUUUGAUCUCUGAGGUAUUAUGUUUGCCUUCUCUUAGUUAUUUCUGGGUUGUCAUAAAGCUCGGUAUCAUAGUUUGACAGAAGCAGUUAUGCGAAC